Molecule: messenger RNA, 5764 nt
Organism: Mus musculus (house mouse)
Lineage: Eukaryota; Metazoa; Chordata; Mammalia; Rodentia; Muridae
Gene: Cplx2
Product: complexin 2
Exons: 5
Coding region: 1146-1550 (134 amino acids)
Biological process (GO): synaptic vesicle exocytosis; neurotransmitter transport
Cellular component (GO): neuronal cell body; presynapse; postsynapse
Molecular function (GO): vesicle membrane tethering activity; SNARE binding; calcium-dependent protein binding
Source: RefSeq, a predicted model, not a curated record
UAUGGGAAGACUGGGUAGGCCUUGUGCAAAUUCAACACAUUUUAUGGGAGAAAUCUGAGCAUCUUCAGGGUUUUGUAUCAAGUUCCUAGAACAGAUCCCCCCAUGGAUAACAAGGAAUGGCUGUCAAUUUAUUCCAGAGAGUAGUAAUGACUAAAGAACUGAAAGUUGAUUGUCCGUACAGCAAAGGAAAAUUGUAAAUAAAGUCAAUGAUAUCAUGAUAUGAUGCUAUUGUCUACGAACGUAUUGGACACACUUUAAUUAAACACAUGGUCAGAGAUGGCCUCCUUGACAGAGCGGCAUUUGAGUUUUGAGCUAAAACACAAAUGACUAGAAGGAUUCAGCCCUGUGAGAGACGAUGAUGAGGGUGGCAAGCAAAGAAAAUAGCAACUUUUUUUUUAAGCAGCUCAGGGUGGAAAUUGAGGUCAUUGGAAGGGAAGUUGGUGACUCAGAGGACAAGUGUUGGUGUUAAAGCUGCCAAAUGGGGCCUUUGAGGCUGCGAGGAAAAUAUGGAAAUCAAAUGAGCAGUCGCAUGAGGAAAAGGGAGUCCCCUGCCUUUGCAGUUACAAGUGAACAACUAUUGUGUGCUAGGUGCUGGAGAUCCCGAGGAAAAUGUGGACCCAGCUUUUACAAGGUCGGUAGCUGGGGUGUAAAUAAUUAUAAUAUACGACCAAACAUCUAGUAAAAAGAUUUAUAGGGUGACCCUCCAGCAGGAGAGAUUUCACUGACACUAGAACACUUCACUUUGUGGAUUAAAUCUAAGUAGUAAGGUUGCUGCCAAAAGGUACGAGACCUGGGUGCUAAGGCCCUGGAUGAGUCUGCUCAGGGUCCUGUCUCACGUUGAGAACCAGGAAGACUCGGUCUUUUGCUAGUGAAUGGCCUUAAAUAUCCUAUCUUCAGAAAGAUCUCCCUGGGGGACGGUUAAUGACACAUCCGAAGGAGAUACCAAAGACAACUGAGCGGAGCCUACAGCUGAACAGGAAGUUAAGCAUCUCUGCUGUGCUAUCUACUCUGCUUGGUGUCUGACUCUCCUGCAUCCCAGCUCAUCCAGGAAGCACAGGUGGGCUCAUUUCCCAAAGGCAGACCAGCCAGGAGUGCUGAAUGCGAAUUCAGCCACGGGCUAGAGAGCAUUAACCAAAGCCUGCAGGAUGGACUUCGUCAUGAAGCAAGCCCUCGGAGGGGCCACCAAGGACAUGGGGAAGAUGCUGGGGGGAGAGGAGGAGAAGGACCCAGACGCACAGAAGAAGGAGGAGGAGCGGCAGGAGGCCCUGAGGCAGCAGGAGGAAGAGCGCAAGGCGAAACACGCCCGCAUGGAAGCCGAGCGCGAGAAGGUCCGGCAGCAGAUCCGAGACAAGUAUGGGCUGAAGAAGAAGGAAGAGAAAGAGGCAGAGGAGAAGGCAGCCCUGGAACAGCCCUGCGAGGGAAGCCUGACCCGACCCAAGAAGGCCAUCCCUGCAGGCUGUGGGGACGAGGAGGAGGAGGAAGAGGAGAGCAUCCUGGACACAGUGCUCAAAUAUCUGCCAGGGCCGCUGCAGGACAUGUUCAAGAAGUAACCCAUCCUCCUCCGGCCCCUUCCACGUUAUGACUUUUUUUUUUUUUUUUUUUUUUUUUUGGUGUUCUUAGUCUUUCUUUUCUUUUUAUUCAGUUAAGUCUCAGUUCCAAAGGGGAAAACCUUAGUCGACCUCUGCCCCCUUACCCUAGUCAGGGACUCCUCCCCUCUGCAGUCCCUGACAGACCCUUCAUCCCAGGGUUUCUAGUCCUGUUUCACUCCCAAGUAGCUUGAAAAAGGAAGGAGGAGGAGGAGGAGGAGGAGGAGGAGGAGGAGGAGGAGGAGGAGGAGAAGGAGAAGGAGAAGGAGAAGGAGAAGGAGAAGGAGAAGGAGAAGGAGAAGGAGAAGGAGAAGGAGAAGGAGAAGGAGAAGGAGAAGGAGAAGGAGAAGGAGAAGGAGAAGGAGAAGGAGAAGGAGAAGAAGAAGAAGAAGAAGAAGAAGAAGAAGAAGAAGAAGAAGAAGAAGAAGAAGAAGAAGAAGAAGAAGAAGAAGAAGAUAGCUUUACUCUAGCAGGGGGCAUUGAACCCAGAGCCAAAGGCAUUGGUUGUCCCUCCAGAAGAAGCCCAUGGUCUAUGUUAAUGUGGUGACACUCCCCCCCAUACAUUCCUUCAUGCUCCCCACUGCCAGGAGGACCACUGUCCCCAGCCAGCCAAAGUAAUGACACAUUCCAGCCUUGCCCAGCAUGCUGACCUUUGGCCUCUGAACCCCCCAGUGGGAGUCCAGGUCAGGGCAGAGGCACUGAGUGGUCUGGCUCCAGGAAGGCUAUUCAGAGGGAGCCUGUCCUGGAGAGCCUAGCCCUGAGAGGCUCUAGCUGGGUCUGGCCAGGUUAGAAUCUGGGCAGGAGGCUUGGGCUCUCCUCUUUUCCUCUUCCUGGUGCCGCUGCUGGCCAGGAGCACACCUCUCCCCAACCCGACCUAAAGAAGCACGGCCCCGGCCAAGCCACUCCUUCCAAAUGGAUCCUCUUUGGACUUUAGCACAUCUGUGGAGGAACCCAGGGCAGGGCAACACCCUUAUUUCUCUCUCAUCUGACUUAGGUCCUGGGACCCCACUGCCAGGCUAGGCCCGAGUUUGCCCAGCCAAGGGGCUGCCCAGACCCCCAGAAAAUACUUGGAGCCAUCGGGCAGUGGUGGCCUGUGCCAUGAGGCUCCUCAUUGGCACAUCCAAACUGCCCCCAUUUCCUGUCCACCCUCCUUCCCUCCAUGUCCUGUCCAUGUGCUUCCAAGUCCCCAUUGUCCCCAGGAGGACUCUUCUUGGCCAAAGCCCCCAAACAGCUGGGGAGAAGCCAAUUGCCACCUGACAAAAGACUGUCCAUUCAUCCCACUGGCCAAGGGUCAGCUCUCCUCUGGGAUGUAUAGGACUGGUAUGUGUCCUCACGUACCACCUUGUCAAGGCUUCCUGCUCUGUGACUUGUGGAGAAAUGGAGAGACAGAGGGGGAGGCGCAAAUGAGGGAUGAGCGUGUGAGUCCCCACACACUGGGUAAUGCACGGCAGGCCCAUCCUACAUCUCGAUGCGACUGUGUCUUGAGAUUGCAUGUGUGUGUGUUAGCUCUGUGUUGCAGGCUGUGUAUCUGAUGUGCCUCGUGCAUAUGUGUUUGUGGGAUGUAGUGUGCCUGAGUCCCAGUUCAUUUUCUCGGUAUGUGCUAGCCAUCUCGUGUGCUUUCAGAUUGCAUGUGCUAGCUUGUAUAUGCAUGUACUUGCAAAACGGCAUGUGUGUCAAGAGUGACAGGUUACAUGUUAGCUGUAGACAUGUGUGCUUGAGACAACUGUCACGUGGGCUAAGACUGGUGUUCAUGUGUGUGGGUCUAAACCAGGAAGUCGUAUGCAUAAGUCGUACAACUUCUUUCUCAGAGAGCAAGAAUUGGAGUAAGAUGCUUCCUCCCCACCCUGAGACGGUUAGUCACAGAUGGCCACAUCUGACAGGAAACCUUACUUUGGCCUAGAGUCCUCCCACCCUUGGGGGUUUCCUACCUGAGGUCCUCAGAAUGCUACUGGGACAGACCCAGGCAGUACCCUAGGAAGCCAUGCUGGGCCCCUACCAGGGCCUAUCCCAAAAGCAGGGGCCCGGGAGGGGGCGACUUGCCCUCCCCCGAAGCCCCUGUCCCACUGGCCCCAGUUUGCAUUCUGCAGGUUUUCCAUUUUAGUGGACUUACGCUUUUAUUUCAGAGAAGACAGACGUCUUCCCUGUCCGUUUCCAAUAGUUAAAGCCAUAUCAGUUAGACCGCAAUACUUUAAAGAUAAGACUAAACAAUCCAUAUGUGUAGGGAACCAGAAAAGUCCCCUGGUCUCUCCCUCCUCUAAGGAGCAGGGCCUUGGCAGCUCCAGCUCCCGGGACUUACCCUCCUCCCACCCCCACCCUCUUGGGCCCCUGUGUCAUCCCACAGGGGGCUAGUGUUUGUGUCUAUGUCUGUGGUGGGGAGCCAUCUUGCACCCCUAUUGUCUGCUUGUUUCUGUUUCUUAUCCUGGGCAGGAUGGUCAUUCUUCAGAGCCUUGGGGUCCUGGGCCAGAGACAGGCAGGGACCAGUCCAGGGGCCCUGGGCCUCCCUAGACCCUGAGUGUGACUUCCCCUUCCCCAACCCCCACCCCCUCACACACACCUUGAAGGCAGGGAAGGACACUAGUGUUUUAAAGGCCUAACCCUUCACAGAUAGACCUCAAAGGUAAUGAACGGCACAGUACAAAGCAUCAGAUGGGUAGUGGAGACCAAGACCUGGAGAGAUGCAAAUAGGCAAGGAAACCCAGCCACGCAAGAACCCGAAUGGUCCUGAGAGAGCCCAGACCCUUCAACUGAAGUCCUUGGUGGUUUCCAUGGCUCCUCUGAGCCCAGAGCGAGCUCAGGGCUUUUCAGCCUCACCCAGUGCCCCCCAGGCGGGGCUGGCUUAGUCUAGAUUUAUGUCUCCUUUCUAUGCCCAGACAGCAGAUUCUGAGGUCCUUUGAAGGUGGAGGUAAGAGAAUUUCUACUUGAUACAUACCUGGUUCCACCCACACAAAGCCCAGGGAGAUGUAAUGAUUGAUAUUUCUGACAUAGCCUGGGCUAUAGGGAGAAAACAACAGGCAACCCUGGAAGGAUGCUGUGUACCACACAUGCAUGGGAGGGCAGAACUUGGGUACUUGAGCAUUGGAAAGGAUACAUAUACACACAUAGCACAUACAUGCACACAUUCACUCACAUACAUAUACACACAUACAUACAUCCAUAUAUAUACACACACAUAUAUAUACAUACAUAUACACAUACAUAAACAUACAUAUACACACACAUAUAUAUACAUACAUACACACAUAUAUAUACAAACAUAUACACACAUAUGUACACAUACACACACAUACAUACACACAUGCACACACACAGCAUGGAAGAUGGCUGGAGUGGGAUGAGGCACAUCACUGACAGGCAUGUGUGCUCUUUGGGAAGGUCAUCAGGCUCCUACACCUGGAAAUCACCAGCAGUGAAAAGAAAGAGCGCUUCUCUGGGCCUCUGUGAAGAUGACACAGGAUAUCCAGGGUACAUGUCCCCCAUUUCAGCUCCAGAGAGUGAGCCCUUAGCAGCAAAGCUCCACAGCGCUUCCUUCCAUGGAAGUAGGAGCUCUAUAGGCCAUCCCAGGUAGGUAAAUGAGAACAGGAACGAGAAGCCCAGAGACCCCUCACACAUGGCAGAGCUGGUGAGCAAACCAGCCAUCUAAAGGCCCAUGGCUAGAGUAAGGGGGGCUAAGCAUGGGGCUUCCAGCCCCGAGAGUGCCCACUAUGAAGUGAGCAGAGUUGCCCACCCACAACUCCCCUUCCAUCUUCCUGUGGUUUGGCCAGCCCCUGACCUCACUGGGAGACCUGGGGAUCAGACUCCCUCCCAUGGGGGAUGCCUCCCGGCCAAUGUCCCCUGCUCUAGUCCCCAUUCCUAAUGCCCUGCCCUUUCACCAGGGAGAGAGACCUGAGGUGCUCCUGCUGGCCCCGGGAUGGGAGUGGGAAGUCCCACUGAGACCCAGGUGAGAUGGACCAUCCUGCUCAUGUAGGGGAACCUCUUUCCCACAACUGUGCUGUGUCCUUGUUGCUCUGCUUCCUUUAAAUGUGUCAGUCUCUGGGGGAGGGGAGGGCCACGCCCCCCGAACUCCCUUGAACCUGACCAAAAGCCAUGGCCGUGCUCCCCACUUUGUAUGAUGCAAAUGCUAAGAUGAUGUACAAAACCAACCAUGAUGACAAAGAAAAAGACCUUGUACAGCAGCUGUC